CAGGGUGAUUUCAACUUGAGUGACGCAUCCUACCACAAAAACGAUCUUUUCCGUGACGCACAUUUCGCGGGAGACUCGGUUGGUGAAGCUGAACACGGACGAGGUGAAGAUGAGUAAAAAAGAAAACGGUGCACCGGUAAUACUCGCCUAUUUGAAUGAGAAGAACCGGCCAUACAGCGCCCAGGAUGUCUUCUGUAAUCUACAAAAGCAGCACGGGUUGGGCAAAACUGCAGUGGUCAAAGCCAUGGAGCUACUGGCUCUCGAGGGCAAGAUAAAGGAGAAAACAUAUGGCAAGCAAAAGAUAUAUUUUGCGGAUCAGGCCCAGUUCACAGAUGUGAGCGACACAGACCUGAAGGGGAUGGACAGUCAGAUCUCGGAGCUCGCUGCAGAGGCUCAGUCCCUCACGCAGAGCUGCAAACAGUUAGAUGCAGAGCUAAAGGAGCUCAACAGCUCCCUGACAGCAGAGGAAAUGAAGUCAGAGAUCCAAGAGCUGAAAGCAGAGUGUUCUGGGUACAGAGCGCGCCUGGAGAAGAUAAAGACGGCGACGAAUCACGUCACACCUGAAGAGAAAGAGAAGGUUUACAAAGAGCGGACAGUUUACGUGAAAGAGUGGAAAAAGAGGAAGCGAUUGGCUUCCGACAUGAUAAAUUCGAUCCUGGAGGGAUAUCCUAAGAGCAAGAAGGAGUUCCUAGAUGAAGUCGGAGUCGAGACGGACGAGGACAACAAGGUGGUUGUUCCGAGUACUUGAGAGAAGCUUGUUCUGCUCCUUCAUCAUAAGCCUUUAGAUUACACGUCAGAACAACCUGGGCCACGGCACAUUUUAUUUAAAGCCUUUCUUUUGAACAAAUUAUACAGGUUGAUAAAAGGCUACUGGAACAACAGCUUUUUUAUAGAAUAUUUAUACACUAUGUAUUGUCGUUACAGCACUCAGGGAUGCCCUACAUGUCUAGAAUGAAAAUGGCAAUUACUUCAUUCACUAUUAUAUUCUUUGUUCUUAUGUUUGUUGUUGUUUCUGCCAUGUGUUUAGAAAACUGUUAAAAGAAAAGCCCAUAUUUUAUUAAACAUUGACGGUUAUUCACAUUCCAUUUUUCCCUUUGUGCUGUUUUUCAUUCAGUGUUGGGGCACAUAUGGUAAAGUUAUUUUAUUUUCACAACAUGAACAUUUGAUGCUGAGAAUUUCUUACAACACAAUCAAACUCAUGGUUUUCUCAGUUUUCUUAAAAACACUGGAGGUUUUUUCGGGGUCAUCAGCUGCAGAGACUGAGGCCACUGUUUACCUGCUCACUUUAUUUUCAAAAUGUAUUUUGCGCAGAUACUUUUUUUUAUUUACAGGUUAAAAACACUCUCAAUUGUCAUAUACACGGGGUGGCCAAUCUAUUGGGUGCACUUGUAAAAUCUAAUGUCAUCCAAUAUAAAAAGUCUUUACAAGGAGGUUGUAUUUUCACCACAGUCUGUUUAUCAGCAGGAUUAUGUUUAAAACUACAGAAAAUAUUCCACAGAACUUCGAUCCAGACAAAGGGGCAGAUCCAUGAGUUUUCUUUUCCCUUAUCUUUAAAUUCUUUUGAGAUUUUUGCCAAUCUCUCAGGGAAUAGUUAAUGGAUUUUGCUGGAAAAUAAAUCAUAUUUAUAUGGACUGAAAUCUGAGUGUGUAGAAUUGGUUGCAGCUUAAUUGAAUUUCAGGCGACGGGCCUGUCAGAUUAUUUUAACUCAUAGUGGUUAUGGUGUUGCACUGGACUGUGUUCUGUUUAAACCUGUAAAGUAAAAACACCUCAAACUCAGUUCAACACCACUUCCAACUACAACCUCAACAAUAAUCAUUUAUUUAUAUCAUUACUUCUUGAUAGUAUCAUCACAAUUACUUGACAUUAUUAUUGUAAGCAAAGGCAGAGCUGGUGUAUUGAAUCAUGAUUGAUUCCAAAGGCAAACCUCAUGAAGUCACCUGUGAGUGUAAAUGGCUUUUGUACAACUACUGAAAGAAAACCACCAGAGAUCUGUUUCCCUGUGAAUAAAGAAACAACAGAAAAGUAACUACAGAAACAAAACUAUUUAAAAAUCUGAUUUGUCAUCUUAGAAAUCAACUGUUUCCAUUCGUUGCAGAUUGUCUGUAGAUCUAUGUUUGGACUGUUCAGGAUCUCUCCUGGAACCUGUGACUGGUGUUAACAGUCCUGAAUAGUAAAAUAUAAAAGCUUUUCUAAUCACGGACAAAUGCUAUCACAUAGUUUCUACUGUUACUCAGCACAAAAGCCACUGUCACCGACAAUAAACAGCAUUUACAAUGUUUGUAUGAAAACAACAGAACUUUCUUAUGAUUCAGGAUAAAAA
Molecule: messenger RNA, 2320 nt
Organism: Pleuronectes platessa (European plaice)
Lineage: Eukaryota; Metazoa; Chordata; Actinopteri; Pleuronectiformes; Pleuronectidae
Gene: psmc3ip
Product: PSMC3 interacting protein
Exons: 8
Coding region: 110-748 (212 amino acids)
Biological process (GO): homologous chromosome pairing at meiosis; meiotic strand invasion involved in reciprocal meiotic recombination; meiotic joint molecule formation
Cellular component (GO): condensed nuclear chromosome; DNA recombinase auxiliary factor complex
Molecular function (GO): double-stranded DNA binding; recombinase activator activity
Source: RefSeq, a predicted model, not a curated record